AUUGUAGUCUGGUAGCUUGGUGGUAAUUUGCAACAUCCCUGCAUUUCCGGAUAAUAGUGUUGGGAACAUGGUCGAGACAAGGAUAUGUAGCUUUAAAUAAAACACGGAAAGCACUACCAUAUCUGGCACUGGCCUUCACAAUAAGGGCGUUGUACAUCACAACUUUAGCAUAAAUGAAUUAAGAAUCAUUAUUUAAACUCCUUCAACGACUUUAAACGUUGUAAUAUGUGUGUGGUAAUCGAAAAGAUGCAAAUAUCACGUGUUUAAGGUACAGUCUAAACAUUUUAUUCAGACUUGUAGUCUUAUUUUGACAACGGCGAGGCGGCUUUUCCCUCAGACCCACACAGUAGUUGUUCGUCAGAGAAGACGCUUCUCUGACGUCAUCGAUUCUUGGGGGCGAGACGGAUUCGCCGCUAUAAAAUGUUCCCGGCUCGAUGAGUGAAUCCAGCGCACUGAAUCAGAAUCGACCCAAAGCAAUUAUACACUGAUCAAACAUGGUGAAGAUCACUUUCCAGACAGUUUCGGCGCAGAAGCCCGAAAAAGAGAGCGAUGGAGACAAGAUCACGAUACCUCAGGCUCACGGCCAGGUGGUUCUUCCUGUCAGGACCAAAAAGCCUUUUCCAACUGGUUUGUGCUGCCUCACCUUUGGGCUGGUGGUCUUUAUGUCAGGAUUGGUUCUGGCCUCUAUCUACAUUUAUCGCUACUACUUCAUACCUCAGCAGAUUCCAGAAGACAGCUUGUUCCACUGCAGGGUAAUCUUUGAAGACUCGGUGUACGCUCCUCUGAGGGGGCGGCAGGAGCUCGAGGAGAAUGUCGGCAUCUACCUUGAAGACAACUACGAACAGAUCAGCGUGCCUGUGCCACACUUUGGUGGAAGCGACCCUGCUGAUAUUGUGCAUGACUUUCAGAGGGGCCUCACAGCGUAUCAUGACCUUGCACUGGACAAAUGCUACAUCACAGAGUUAAACACAACCUCGGUGAUGCCUCCACGUAGCCUGUGGGAGCUGCUUGUCAACGUCAAGAGAGGGACGUACCUUCCUCAGACUUACAUCGUCCAGGAGGAGAUGGUGGUGACAGGGAGGGUGAGGAACAUGAGGCAGCUGGGCCCAUUCAUCCACAGACUCUGCUACGGCAAAGAAACCUACCGCCUGAGGCGCCGCAACCAGCACAGACGUAUUGAGAGGCGUGAGACAAAGAAGUGCCACAGCAUCCGUCACUUCGAGAACACUUUUGUGGUUAACACUGUCAUUUGUGACAGGGUCUAAAUCUGAGGCGGAAAUCACAGCCAUCCAACACUGAAGCCAAUUUCAAACCAUACCUCUUGAAUUCUUUAGGCUUUUAACUGCACUUUAAGAGCAAGUAUUUGUCCAGUUUCACUUUGAAUGUUUGUUUUUUUCGUCAGUUGGAAAUGCUCUUUUAAUGUUUAAUGUAUUUUAUUCAGACUGUCCGUAUAUAUGGAUUAUGUUAUCCAUGUGGUUGGAUAUAUCUGUAGCUUGUCUUGUUGUGCAAAGAUUGUUGAUGUGGUCAGUCUGACAUUAUCAUCAGAAUACUUGAUUUAAUCUUAUACUUGUCGUUGUUGUUUAGUAUCUCAGUGCGUCGCGUUGCACUGUGCAGUCAAUAUUUGUUAUUUUAUUUUAGUUUUGAAAAUGGCAAAACAUACCUCAUGUAGUUUGAACAUUUCAUUGCUGGUUUAUAUCAUUGAUGAAUGGUGUAUAUGACUUUGAUUUUUCCUAAGCAAUAUAAUGUAAAUGAAUUUUCUUUUGGAUUUCAUGUUCUUACAUUCAUAGAUUUUUAUCUGAAACUUGUUUUGUGAAAGAUAAUUUCUUUAUGGUUUGUCUCUUUUUUUUGGUAUCACACUUUCCUACUCCUUGGAUAUUAAUGGCUUUAGACUGUAAUUAGUAGCAGCGCUUUAGAUGGACAGAAGGAACCAAAGUCUGCAGUCUGCGAUGCUGGGUGUUAAGGAUGUAUGAAAUAUUUAUAGUAUAGAUCACUUACUGUAGAUGAUAUCGAAGGUGAACACUCAUUUUGUCUUGUGCUUCCUCCUCUUCACUUGGAUUUGCCUGUUGUCUUUGGGUCAUUAUUAUCUAUACAAUAUUGAUUUGUCCCGACUUAAAACGUGGGGUCUCUUUCUACUUUUCAACAUGGAGGAAAACCAGUCUCUGUUGAGGGACCUGUAAUAAUGUGCUCAUAUUUCAAUGUUUCGACAACCUUCUUUUGCUGUAUAGUCAAUUCUUCUUGUAAUAUCUUGCUGCUUUAUGAAUAAAUGAUCAAACUUU
Molecule: messenger RNA, 2276 nt
Organism: Betta splendens (Siamese fighting fish)
Lineage: Eukaryota; Metazoa; Chordata; Actinopteri; Anabantiformes; Osphronemidae
Gene: itm2cb
Product: integral membrane protein 2Cb
Exons: 6
Coding region: 495-1265 (256 amino acids)
Biological process (GO): negative regulation of amyloid precursor protein biosynthetic process
Cellular component (GO): plasma membrane; extracellular exosome; Golgi apparatus
Molecular function (GO): amyloid-beta binding
Source: RefSeq, a predicted model, not a curated record